Parathielavia appendiculata is the source of this 1346-nucleotide messenger RNA. RefSeq lists its product as uncharacterized. Lineage: Eukaryota; Fungi; Ascomycota; Sordariomycetes; Sordariales; Chaetomiaceae. The record is from RefSeq and is a predicted model, not a curated record. The transcript has a single exon. Bases 212 to 1156 code for a protein of 314 amino acids.
CACCCACCCUAAUUAUUAUGCUUUUAUUUGCAACGACGCUCCUUCUGUCCACAUCAUCAUCGAAGAUACCCACUCACGACGCUCCUUUUAUCGUACCGGCUGGUCCACUCGAAACAAGCUAUAGACUUUCCUUUUGCAUUUUGCGGAUCGGGACGGUUGAUACCCCAACGGGAUAGACACUCCUUUGACGACAUACACUGUACUAUGAUGAAUGUAUUUCAUCGGCAUAGAAUUCGCUCCUUACGGACUCCCAUCUUCGCAUGAUCACGAUACCCAACUGCAUAGCGACUGUUGUUUUGGUUUGGUUUGUUUGAUUUGGUUUGGCUGUUCUGGACAUGGGCAUCUCGGAUCUUUGGCUUCUGGAAGCAGCAAGGCUGUUGACGUUAGUCCGGCGAGGUCUCUAUUUGGGAGCGAAGAAAACGGAGGAUUUGGCCUUUUGUAUGGAAACCACUGGGUGUUUUCUGGUUGCAUUGGGCGGCGUUCAUCUGGUUGCACGGUUUUGUGUCCCUCCUAUGGAAGUAAUAUUGCUCAAGGGGUUCUCGUGCUGGCGAUCUCUCGAAUUGGAAUUAGGCUGAUUGUAUGUACGAGAAGGACGGGAAGGACGGGAAGAGAUAGUAAUAAUUGCAGUCGACUGUUGACUGUCUCGCUUGAACUACUACCACUUUUGAGUCUUCGUGAUACGCAGCGAGAGCCCUGCCUGCUCCGUCCUGUCUUCUUAUAUAACAUUAAUAUACGGCCUCCUCUUGAGUCUGCUCGUGUCUCGCGCUUUUAUUCUGUCCACCUGUUGGGCUUUCGAAGGCGACAGCCCGUGGGCCAGAUCCCCCCUCGAGCCACUCUAAGAUCUGCUCCUCGGAAUCCCGUCAGUGGCCCCUUUCAUCCUCCAACGUGUUGCUUGAGUUCGUGUUCUCACUUUCCAUGGCCAAUGAAAGCCAGAGAGAACAAACAGGUUAUGCUAUUGUUGGACAGUGGACUAUAUAAAAUGGGUGGAAGUGUGAACACUUCUGCUCAUGUCUGUAGCAAUUCUGUACCGUUGGCCCCUUCAACCUUCGGGUCCAACAAAUGUUUCAGUUCUGGUGGCCAAAGACAAACUGGGAACAAGGGGGGUGAGGGGGUUAACUUGAGCGUAACGGGCGAUUGUGAUGUGAUUGUUAGGUAGUUUAGUAACAUGCGGUGAGGGAUGAUAGUUGCUCCCCUCUGAACGUUUUGUCGCCCACACCAGCCAAACCACCACCUCCCGUAUAAACAGUUGCUUGCCAGCCAUCCCACGAUAUAAUUCAAACCGCCUGCCAUGAAUUUGUAGAACUCCAUUCACCACUUCCCCAGCCCAAAACUUAACCGGCAAAAGA